This is a messenger RNA of Paramuricea clavata, 366 nucleotides long. NCBI's taxonomy places the organism in Eukaryota, Metazoa, Cnidaria, Anthozoa, Malacalcyonacea, Plexauridae. The record is from the annotation of a GenBank genome assembly.
AUGGCUGAGGGUUACGAUACAAAUCGUUUUCAAGCAACUAUUGACGAAGGACUCACAUGCUCAAUCUGUCUUGGAGUUUUAAAAGUUCCAAUGCAAUGUGAAAACAACGAGCACUAUUUUUGUUCAGGUUGUAUCGGAAAACACUUAGAAAAAACCUCGCAAACUUGUCCAGUCUGUCAAGAGAAACUGACUGCCGAGACACUGCCCAAGGCACCAAGAAUUCUUGCAGAUCUCGUCUCGCGUUUGAAGAUCAAUUGCGACCAUGCAACAGCAGGUUGUGCUGCAGUUGUGGAGCUUACAGCACUACAGGCACACGUUCAGGACUGUGAUUUCAUGCCUGUCCAGUGUACAAACGAUGGUGAUUAA